UAUAUUUCAGGAAAUACGAGCAUAUUUUAAGUCUAGUAGAUCCAUGUCUAAAUGUUACAUUUUAUGCUGGGAGUGUAACCAAUGUACUUUUUAUUUUUAAUCUCAUGUGUGUCCCUGUAGGGCUUUUUACACACAGAAUAGAAAAGUUCUUUGUUCCCAUUGUGAACUGAGCCGAGCUGCAAAGGGUGUUUCAUCUCCAGAGAAGCUUCCUGUUUUCCGUUGGCUUUCUCUCUGGAGGAAAAAUGAAGGUCCGCAGUGCUCUACCGUUGAUUAGAUUAUGCUGCCAUGUGCUUCGCUUAUUGAUAGUAGAUGAACUCAAUUGCUUCAGGAAGUCUUGACAGCUGAACUGAGGCAGGUCUGAUCAUAAUAAGGGGGCUUCAUGCAUGACAUUUUGGUGAAUGUUUUCCUUUACAAAAGGGGUCCUAUACUUGCAGGCUCAGGGAGCUCUAUUUUGUCAGUGGUACAUUUUAAAUGUAUCCAUAUCCUGGAUGGCUGAGUGUCAUUUCUUCAGAUUUCAGCAAUGUUUUUUUCCAAGCUGUGGCUUGUAGAAUAUAACUUGUCAGUAAAGUAAACUGAUUGUAAACUGAUCGUGUGAGAUGAAUAGUUCUGCAGUUUACUACCAUGACUGUAGUGUAUAUAUUGUUAAUUUAUUUACGUAUUCAUUUAUUACCCUGACUAGUGGUUCAGUUAUGACAUACAAUGCUUUUCAAUCUGAAAAUCAUGGAGAAAAACCUACGUGAAAAAAAUAAUACCGCUUAAUGGAGUGGAUCCAUAUGCUGGGGUAUCUGUGCUGAGGUAUUUUGGUUACUUGGGUCCUUGUUAGGUUAGUUAGUAUAUGUAGGAGUCUCAGUUUUGUCAAAAAUUCAGAAACCUAACUGUAAGAACCACUUCCAAGCUAGUGAAUAGUUUUCCUUCAUUUCCAUUACAAAUAAUGUAAUUAAUUAGAGGUAGCAGUGCUAUGUUUAACAUAUACCGGUACGAAAAGUGCAAAAGUAUUAGCAUCAAAAUAUACUUAAAGUACAAAAACGUAAAAGCAUUCAUUAUGCCGAGUGACCUUUUCAGAACCAUAUAUGCCAUAUUAAUGUCCUAAUUUUACUUAGUAGUCCAUCGGUUUAUUUACCACGACCCACAGUACCAGUGGGUCUUCCUCUCAUUGUGAGUUGUACAGAAUAUCCAGCACGCCCCGCUGUUGCUGUUGACUGUGAACGCAUCUCUUUCGCGCGCUCUGAACACCGGCGCGCGCCCCCCCAGAGAUCUCCGCUGAACUCUAACGCGCUCACACCGCCGACUGUCACUGAAAAUAUUUGCAGUUUAUCAGUCAGAAGAAAUGUGCUACCCUCACACGGAGGAGGUCGUUAUUCCGGUUGCUAUGAUAGAAAAUUGGAGAGGAAUAAUGUCGCGCUGAGUCAACAAGACGUAGGUCAGUGAUGGUGGAAGAGUACGGUCAUGUGGUGUAGAAGAAGACAGAUGCAAGGACAUCGGAAUGCCACAGGCUGCCUCACUGCUUCCCAUUCUGCUGGCGCUCAUGGGAUACACUUUUGCAGGACUCAAUAUCUGGCCCUCCUUCCACAUUGCACUAAGCAACGCCAGUGUAUUUGUGGACUUCAACACAAAAUCCAACAGUAGCACCAUCCGCAGCAUGAGCCUUUCUCUGGUCAACACGGAAACCAACACCACCCUUCUGACCAGGAAUCUCCCCAGCAACCAAUCAGCUGGUAGGGUGGAGUUCAAUUGCUCUUGCUUCCUGUAUGCAGGAACUUUCCGGUUCCUACUGAGGCAGACCAGCAUCUCUGCUGUUUCUCACACUAAUGGCACAGAUGGCAGCAGCACAGAGAGCACCACCUGGUGGUGGAGUUCAGAACUGCAGGUGCAGUGGCCCACCUUUCACAUUGCUGUGGAGAGGGCUGCAAACCACUCAGGAUCUUUUCAGGUCGGGAUAUCCACUAAUGAACACUUUCAGGCUUGCUCCAGGGGCAUUGACUCCGCUCUCUUCUUAGAGGUCAGCUAUAUGGAGUACAACCAGAUAGGGCGAAACAGCAUUGACAAGGUCCGAGCCCGCACGCGACACCCAAUCAAACCCCUUCGUUCCCAGAGUGUUGAGCUGGCGUGCGCAUUCCCGUUCACAGAAAGAGACUUCAUACAAGUAGCUCUGCGAUCUCCUCAUGCAGCACAGGAUGUGAAGAGCUCUGGAGCUCUCUACCUGUCCCGCAUCUUCUCCUAUAAGCUGCUGGUGGAAAACGGCAAUGCUUACAGGAGUGGCUGUGAAGGGACUAUGACUGUUAAACUUAUUACCCCACCUUGUGCGCAUAUCAGUGGUAAAGUGUUGCUGUAUAAGGAUGCUGGUGUUGGAAGAGGAGCAGCCGUUUCUUCUGGGAUGGGAGCAGGUGGAACAGUACAGCUCGGAUUUGGACCAGAGGAGCCCUCUUCCCCUCCACUGGCCUUUAACUGGUUGACUCAGGGAGAGAACGAGACAGAAUUCAACUGUUCUGUGUUUUACCCAGGAAGGCAUAAGUACUGCUUUCGCUUCGUUUUCAACUUCAGUCGCUCCCCUAGUCCUGCACAGACCUGUUUGGUGGUUCACAGGAGCACAGAGUCAUGGGGCCCGUGGCAGCCAUGGAGUGUGUGCAGUGUGAGCUGUGGAGAGGGGGUGAGGGAACGAGAGCGUAAGUGUUUGCUGCCCUCAGGUGUGGGAGGGAUGCAGUGCACUGGCAUGGUGAAGGAACAGUCCAUUUGCUCACUGGAGGACUGUGUUGUGUUGCCUGCACCUUCUCCAUCCCUCCCCCCGGUACCUGUUGGAGUUUCGCCCCUAGGUGGUAACAUGGUUGUGGUAGCUGGUAUUUCAAUUUGCCUGGCUGUGAUUCUGGCUACUGUUGUGGUGACUGUGUGGAGAAAGCUUUGCCAGACCCCUCAGUGCAGUUCUGUUCGCAGAGGGUCCAUGCAUUCCCCCGGAGGACGCAAGCUCUCUGAUGAGGCCUCCAUUUGUGGCCACAGCCUCCAAAGACCCAGUCUGUCUGAUGGGCAUGGCACACUUGGGGGUAUGGGUGCAGUUGUAGCCCUUAAAGAUGCUCCUGUCCUGGGCAGUCAGCCUCUCUCACAGACACUGGUGAUACCAGUCUCACAGGACACUGAAAGGUUGUCCCCUACUGGUCAGAAGAUGUUGCCAACAAUUUUUGGGUACCGACUGGCUCAACAGCAGUUGAAAGAAAUGAAGAAGAAGGGGUUAAAGGAGGCCACACAGGUGUACCAUGUCUCUUCAAGCCCAGUCAAUGACACCCUGUUAGAAAUAUCUGCUUCACCCACCAACUCUCCCGUCCCCACCCCAACUGGAUUCACUCAUCCAACACUCCCUUUGGCCAUCCAGGAGGACCCCAACCACAACCACUUUCAUAUUGCAGGUCCCUUUUCUGACCCACCAGCACAUACUUCUCGGGUCACACCAGACAGACUUAGUCCCAGAGUGGAGCUAGUCUUAGGUCCUCAUUUUUCUGGCCAUGCAAGUCGGGGCAGCUCAAAAUGGCAUGACCGCACUGCUGACUGGGUGGAGAUGGUGGAGAGGAGUGGGUUAGCAGGUCUUAGAGGAGGAGGAGAUGCCGGAAUGGGAAACUCCUGUCAUAAGAACCCAAAUUUCCGCCGGACCUCCAGUUUUAAUGACUCCAAACCCCAGCCUCCGCCCUCUGCACAUUCCAGGCAGUUCAGAGAAAGGAGCAUGACCCAGGUAGGAUCUCGGACCCUUCCUGAAGGAAGCUGUUGGACCAAAGGGGGAUGGGAAAAGCAGCCAUAUCGCUCUUAUCCCAUUCCAGAGCAUGGGGCCUCAGAGUGGGCUAAAUCAAGGAGGCCCUGGAUAGAGACAGCUGCUCCUUCUCACAGCAAUGAACUCAAACACACAGGAACCAACACAAAUGGCACACAAAUUUCAGCUUAUGUGAACCAUGCUAAAGCAGACCUCAGUGGAACAGGGGAAAGGCAAAGGGGCAGCAAGACAGGAUGUGGAGAGGGAAUAUCAGGGAUUGGGGGUCCAGUUGUGGGGCCCGGCAGUCUGAGUGUGGAUCGCGCACAGAAGGCCGAGCAGAACUGGAAUCGCCGCGGCCCUUCGCCCAUCCAGAGGAACAUGCUGGCCCGGAAAUUGAAGGAGGCUCAGUCCUGCUCUGGGGUCAAGGGGCGACAGCGUAGCUCAACCUUUAGUGUAUCGACAUCAGAACAGAGGAAAGGUCGCUGCCGCUCUCUUCCAAUGUCUGGAGACUACAGCAGCAGCGGCUCACCCUACAGACUAAGUGAGGCCGAGCAGAGGAUGCUAGACCUAGAUCUGUCCUCAGCAUGCGUUGGGGAGGGAGAGGAGUAGAUCUCAAAAAUUUGUAGCACUACACUAGGAAGGAAUUGCCAUUUCUUCCAUUUCUUCCUAACCUAAAUUAUCUCUGCUACUUGUUACUUUAACCUCAUCUAAACAGACACACAUAUAAUUGAAGAUUGCAUUUUAUGUUGGAGAUUGAUUGAGCAAAAGGUUUUGUUUUUUUUUUCUGAAAAGAUAUUUUAAGUUUCUGUGUCAAAAUGUUUGUCUAUUUUUUUGUUAUGAUUGUGUUAACAUUUCAAAUGUCGAUAAGCAUUAUAAUUAAACAUAUAUAUAUAUAUAUUUUUUUUUCAGAGUAUGACUGUCCAGAAUGUCUCUUUGUAAUUACUUUGUAUAUCAGCUACUGGUUCAGUAUUUACCAUAAUAAGUCAUAUUUAACAUAGCCUUGUACCAACAAUCCUGAGCCUUUCGAGUAUGCCCCUUUCAUACCCAGUCAUAAUACACCUGUUACCUGUUAAGCUGUGGAAUGUUCCAAACUGGGGUUUUUUGAACAUUCAACAACAUUCCCUGUCUUUUGUUGUUCAUGUACCAAGAGGUAAAACAUUAAAUAUAAUAUUUUUUUUUAGUAUAUUUCAAAAGGGGUUAUGAAGUUUAAUUUAAUUGAUAUUUUGUGCAGUGUCCUACCUUAUUUGGGAUUGGGGUUGUGCAUCUGCAUGCACUGCUGAGCACAAGCCCCAUCAAUGAAUAUACUUUAAACACUAUAAAAGGCAGGUUAGUGUUAUUGUUUUGCACUGCAGAAUGUGCUGUAUUAUGUAUCAUGCUGUGAAGUCUCAUUAUACACACACAUUAUACAAGACUGUACUGUAGUGAGAACCACUCUGAUAUAGUUUACCAUUUUUUUAUGUGUGUGUAUGGUCAGUGUCAAACAUUUUUCAUGUAUUUUCUAUAGUGUACACAAGUUAGAGCACUAGUAUGCAGCUGUAACUAUGUUUGAGCACAGUGAGGCAUUGUGGCUGAGAUGCUGUUUGUUUUUAUUGUUUGAGUAAUAUACACUCUAAAGAAAGCAAUGAUUACUGUAGAACAGAAGAUGCUGUACUGUUGCUGUUUGAUAAUAUUUUCAAAUAAGAAAGAAAAAGAAGAAAUUAAAAUACAAAGAGUGUAA
Messenger RNA from Scatophagus argus, 5447 nucleotides. RefSeq names its product thrombospondin type-1 domain-containing protein 1. The coding region runs from base 1484 to 4339 and encodes 951 amino acids. The record is from RefSeq and is a predicted model, not a curated record. Gene Ontology annotation, cellular component: cell periphery. Lineage: Eukaryota; Metazoa; Chordata; Actinopteri; Scatophagidae. The transcript has 8 exons.